Saitoella complicata NRRL Y-17804 is the source of this 833-nucleotide messenger RNA. RefSeq lists its product as uncharacterized. NCBI's taxonomy places the organism in Eukaryota, Fungi, Ascomycota, Saitoellomycetes, Saitoellales, Saitoellaceae. The record is from RefSeq and is a predicted model, not a curated record. Bases 112 to 567 code for a protein of 151 amino acids. The transcript has a single exon.
UAGACCCUGGGUUCCCCACACCGCCCGCUACGCAACCAUACAAAAGUCGACCCGGAAUGCUUCCUCGGCCUUCUUUAUUCCACCAUCUCGAUUAUCAGUUAACGAUGGAUCAUGGCAACUCCAGACGUGCUAUCAAGUAGUCCUCCGACCAGCAGAAACGACACGAUUCGCCAUGCGCAACAGCCGCCGCCUCUCAACAGAGCUCCUUCCUCGAGUAUGUCGUGGACUGCAGAGUCAGUACCGGUCGACAAAUCUUCAAGAGAUAUUGGACCAGUGAUCGAGGAGCUACCAGAUCUAGAGAAGCCUUCCCCUCUGGGAGAAGCAGGAGUGAACAGAGAUCCAGAAGUGGAGGAGACUGAGGACACCAUCGCCCCAUGGCAACGAAAAGUAGAGGCGGACAGGAUCAUGGUCGAGGAACUACAUACACCAGAACCUAGUUCUGGGAAGAAGAGGAAAGGUCAUGAUGAAGGAGAAGCUGACGGAACGCCGACCAAACAAGGCCCGGGGGUUGGUCCAGCGAGAUCAGAGGAGCGGAUCAUCCCAGCAAAGCGGAUCAGAAAAACAUGAUUUCGCACAUCUACACCAAAGCCACUGACGGGUAACAAAAAUGUCUGUAGAUAUCUCACUGAUUUUACCUCCCGACGGCACGAUAACGUACCGGUAAACGGUGAACCAGUGCGGCCCGAAGGAUGGAUCCCGUGGGAACCCCGCACUUGCACCCAACCAUAAGAGGUUCAAGACCCAUUCCUUCAUUCUAGUCAACAACUGUCAACUCCGGCAUGGAGCUAUUCACAGAUUACGAUUUCGGUGUGGGUACUGGUCUAGAGGUGGUA